Terrapene triunguis (Three-toed box turtle) is the source of this 1060-nucleotide messenger RNA. RefSeq names its product MORN repeat containing 5 (gene MORN5). The transcript is spliced from 5 exons. Lineage: Eukaryota; Metazoa; Chordata; Testudines; Emydidae. Bases 2 to 520 code for a protein of 172 amino acids. The record is from RefSeq and is a predicted model, not a curated record.
CAUGGAGGUCACGGGCAGCACCUACCUCGGGGACUAUGUGCAUGGCAGGAUUGAAGGGAAAGGCCGCUACACUCUCCCAACUGAAACCAAAUAUAAUGGCACAAUGAAAGAUGGAAUGUUUCAUGGCAAAGGAACCUUGUAUUUUCCUAAUAGAAGCAAAUAUGAAGGAAUCUGGGACUGCGGAAUAUCGAAAGAGGGGAAAUACACCUUUGCAGAUGGUCUUGAAUUCAAAGAUAAAAAAUGGCAUUAUUGUGAUGGCUAUGACAGAAGAUUUUAUACAGAAAUCUGUUCCGGCCUAAAACCAGCAGGUAUCUCUCAGCUUACAAAUUUAGAUCCUCCCAGAACGAUUCCACAAGGCUGUUAUGACUGUGGUGAUGGAUUCUAUAAUACUAAUACCAGAGUUGUCAUUGACUACAAACUCAGGUUUUUGAGGAACGCAGAUGAUGAUGAACAUGAAUGGAUCAUUCGCACCUGUCGGAAAGGCUGGGAUGAAAUAACUGGAUUUAAACCUAAACAGUGAACACAGCUUUAGCUUCUACCCUGAUUUUGGAAAACAUCAUUUGAUUCAUCCUUAAGUCUGAAUGUCUUGGUGGAUUUAGAUCAGUCCCUACCAUUAUGUGAAUGUAGUUUUAUAGCCUUUGUUAGCAUAAUAAAACUGGAACCAUCAUUUAAUCAACUACGUUCACAUGAAGCCAUGGAAAUAAGCUUACUAUACUUAUCCUAAUAUUCCUGAGAGGUGUGCAGUGUAGUAGGCUCAAUAUAUACACGUGACGUUAUUAAGCCUUAACAUACAAACAAUUUACAAAAGAGACUGCCUCAAAUUCAGUGCUGAAGGCAUUCAGCUCCAUUUUAGCAUUUUUUCCCCAGGUCCCAGUUAUCUGUCUGGGUGUAUUUCUUUACCCUCCUUUUGCUCAGUACUUUGAUAUUGACUGAUCAUUGUAAUAAUGUACACCAGUUAUUCUUUAAUGACUAGUUUGCUAACUAGGAAAUUAUAUCCAUUUACCAGGAACAUUUGUUGAACUCUAGUUUAACAAAAUAAUAAAAGAGAAAAACUGGGUGG